This is a messenger RNA of Acanthamoeba castellanii str. Neff, 1287 nucleotides long. RefSeq names its product Myblike DNA-binding protein, putative. Gene Ontology annotation, biological process: RNA polymerase III preinitiation complex assembly. Gene Ontology annotation, molecular function: TFIIIC-class transcription factor complex binding. The transcript is spliced from 7 exons. Gene Ontology annotation, cellular component: transcription factor TFIIIB complex. Lineage: Eukaryota; Discosea; Longamoebia; Acanthamoebidae. Bases 1 to 1287 code for a protein of 428 amino acids. The record is from RefSeq and is a predicted model, not a curated record.
AUGGAGGCGACAGAAGCAUCGCCCUCUGGACCGGCGCGCAGGGGUGGAUUUAGGCCGAACCUUGCAGGGCGCGGUGGUCGCAAGCCAGUCCCCCUGGGUCAGCCUGGAGCGCCUUCAUCUGCGCUGCCAAUUCUUCAGACCGAUCUGAUAUCAGUAGGCAAACGCAAGGACACGGGCAAAGAGAAAGAUGACGAGCCAGAUGACCGUGAUGAAGAGGAAGCCACCCCAACCACACCUCAGAAGAAGCCCAGGCUCGACACAUCCACCUCAUCGCUCACCACCCCAACCAGCAGCGGACCGAGCCCCAUCGUCAGCGCCCGAGCCAGCCGAGCGGCUUCGGCAGUGCCAUCCUCCCCGUCGGCCUCGCCCUCCAGCAGCACCGGCGGGCCACCGCCCAUCAGGGCCAAGCGAGCCAGCACCCUCAAGGACGUCGUGCGCGCCAACAGCGGCACGCCCAUGGCUCCCACCGGCUCCGAAGAGCAGGUGCGCAGCAUCAACCGGCCAGCGCCGCGAGAAGAAACGGCGACUGCGGCUGCCCCACGGCAGGCCAUGGGUCCGCAGGUGACCAUCGAUCCCGAGACGGGAGAAAUCAGUCUGCUGGUGAACACGACCCAGAGGGACGAGAGCGUGAACUACUCGUACACGUACGAGGACCAGGAAUCAAAGAACACCAACUUUCAGCGACAUAGGAGGAAGAACCAGCGCAACAAGUGGACCCGAGAGCAAACCGACGCCUUCUACAACGCGCUGCGUCGGUAUGGCACGGACUUCACGCUCAUCCAGCUGCUGUUCCCCGACCGUUCACGCGACCAAAUUCGCAACAAGUUCAAGAAGGAGGAGAAGGAAAACGGUCCUCGGAUCGACCUCGCGCUCCGAAGUCGUCUUCCCAUCGAGGAAAACGAGCACAGGCUGUUGGCGGACAGGGCAAAGGCGAUCGCGGAGCAGGAGAAACGCGCCCGCGAGCUCAAGGAGAAUGGAGAGUCCGACAUCCCGGCGCCCGCACCGGCGGCCCAACCGGCAGCGCGCAAAGGCCCGAGCGUCAUCGCACCAGCGAUCGGGCGGCCAACCGAAACCGCCGCUGAUGGCGGCGCGGAGGCGGCAGCCGAUGUGGCUCCCGUAGCACCAAAGACCACCAUCGGACCCAACGGGGAGAUUAUCAUGGACAGGUCCGAAUACGAAGCCCAGCACCGAUACGAUGACGACGAGGUCUAUGACGCCGGCGGGUAUGACGACGAUGGUGACGACUACGGCUACACAGGCGGUAACGACGAUCACGACGACUACUAA